UUCCCCUAGCUAGGCAGCAACCUGAGAGAAAAUCAGAAAAUCAAUGGCUUCUUCUUCUUCUUCUCCUCCUCCUCCUCCUCCAUCAUCUCAUCAUGCCGAUUCCUCCUCCUCCUUCUCAGGAAAAUGGGAAUACGACGUCUUCUUGUGUUUCAGAGGUGACACCCGUCAUAGUUUUACCAGCCACCUCAGUGCUGCUUUCAGAGACAGGCAAGUCAACUUCUUCAUCGACAACAUGCUCAACAAAACUGAGAGCAUCGACGAGUUAACCUCCGUCCUCAAAAGAUGUGCACUCUCCGUCGUGAUUUUCUCGGAGAAGUUCCCAGAUUCAAGCUGGUGUUUGGACGAAGUGGCCACCAUUUCUCAAAGCAUGACAAAGUUCAGACACCGAGUGCUCCCCGUUUUCUACAGAGUGGAUUCUUCUGAUGUAUCCGGGGAUUCUGGAAGCUACGCUAAGACCAUCGAGCGGAAAUAUGGAGCUAGAGCUAGCAAAUUUUGGAAAAAGACGCAUAGAGCUAGCAAAUCUCCGGAGGAUAGGAAGAGAUGGAUGGACGCUUUGAAAGUUGUAGCUAAUAUUGCAGGCUAUACUUCAGAGGCAAUCAAGAUCGAGUCGGAAUUAGUUGAGGCAAUAGUCAACUGUGUUCAGAAUACACUGUUAGAAAUGUCACCGAGGGUGAAGCCCGAUAACUUGAUUGGCAUAGAUUUUCGCGUUGAUGAGGUUGUAGAACUAUUAGCUAUGGACACAAAUGAUUUUCGCAUUAUUGAACUUUGGGGGAUGGGUGGUGUAGGAAAGACCACUCUAGCCAAAGCUUGCUAUCAAAGGGUAAUUUCUACAGUGGAAGGAAUCAAGUAUCACUUUGUUGGUGACAUCAACCAAAGGGAUGCGAUGGAAACGAGAAUGGAAGAAAUGAUAACAAAACUCUAUUCAACACUGUUGUCUGAGAGUAACCUAACUUAUGAUAACUUGUUGUUUGAUGAAAGAAAGAGGCGUCUUUCUCAUCUGAGGGUUUUCCUUGUUUUUGAUGAUGUGGAAAACUUGUCACAAAUAGAGCGAUUGUUGCUCGGAAAUCAUUUGAGUUCCACCCAUCUCUUUGCUCCGGGAAGCAGAAUUAUCUUGACAACCAGAAACAAGAUGGUGGUUGGAAAUGUAGGGGCUAAGAUUUACCAUGUGGAUUGUUUGAGUCAUAUUGAAUCUCUUCAACUCUUUCAACUGCAUGCAUUUGGAGAAAGCCGUCCAUCUGAUGAUUUGAUGGGACUAUCAAGUCGAGCUGUAUCUUAUUGCCAGGGAUGCCCUCUAGCCAUCAAAGUUGUUGGUGGUGCAUUAAUAGGUAAGAGCAGAGAUUAUUGGGUGAGUUUCUUGAGUGAUAUGAGGCAGAUUCCAACUCCAGAAAUUCGUCAUGUUCUCAUGAGAAGCUACAACGCACUGGGAGGUAAGGAAAUACAGAGUUUGUUCUUGGACAUUGCUUGUUUCUUCUACGGAACAAACAAAUCUUUAGUGACAAAAUAUUCCCCUGCCUAUCAUUUACUCGAGGUUCUAAUUGAUAAAUCCUUGUGCACUUGCGUGGUGGAACGAACCCGUGAGAGGAUUCAAGUGCAUGCCUUGCUAAGAGAAUUGGCUUGGAGCAUUGUUAAUGAUGAAUCAAUAAAACUGGAAAAUCCUACUCGGUUGAAUAAUCUUGGGGAUAUUCAGAAAUUGCUUACAAAAAAAAGUCUGCCCAGCUUACAGGGAGGUAGUACAGCUCAAGGCAUAUAUUUGGAUCUUUCUAAAGCAAGUGAAAUAGAUGUGGAAGCCAAUGUCUUCGAAGGGAUGACUUCUCUUCGAUUUCUCGCCAUUAUUUAUUCAGGGAAUAAGGAAGGAGCUCCUAAAAUUCAUGUGCCAUACGAUGCUUUUACAACCCUUCCUGACAGUCUAAGAUGGUUGCAGUGGCAGAAAUUCCCUUCAAAAUCUCUACCUUCAAGUUUUACUCCGAAAAAUCUUGUCGCACUUUCUCUAGAGUAUAGCCCAAUACUCAAAAGAUGCUGGGAUGUUGAGCAGCCGGAGCUUGCGAAUCUAGUGUUUCUUAACCUCUCCCACUGCAUAAAUUUAGUAGCAAUUCCGGACCUGUCAGGGUCUCCGAAGCUGGAAUUCCUCGGCCUCCUAGGGUGCAAAAGCCUGGUUGAGCUACCAUCUCAUGUUGGAGAUUUAAACAAGCUGGAAGUACUGGACCUCCGUCGUUGUGCAAAUUUAACGAUCCUUCCGCCCAGACUCAACUCAAAGUUCCUCAAGCAUUUUUUCCUGUCCCAGUGUCCCAAGGUCACUCGUUGUCCGGAGAUCGAUUCACGAGAGUUGAUGAUUUUGGAUUUGGAGCAAACACCUGUUAGAGCCUUGCCACUUGCGAUUUACAACAUCAAGGAGGGUGGCUGUCUAUCGCUCUCCGGCAGACACAUCACUUGCUUCCCCGCGAUCUCAACAAGCUUGGAUCUGUUGGGGCUCACAUUUACCUUAAUAACAGAGAUGAAUUGUUAUGAUGAUCAUCAGCUGGGUUCUUUGCCAAGAUUUUCUGCAUUGGAGUUGGUUGCCAACCUCCAACUCAAGAGCUUGCCAAAACAUUUAUGGAGCAUGGUUUCUCGGUCUCUCCUCAUCCAUUACUGCCCGUCGAUUGAAACUUUGCCAGAAAUCUUUCAUCCCGUGACUGGCUUUGCUAACAUAUAUAUAAAAGGAUGUCUAAAUCUGAAGAGCUUUCCGACUAGCAUCAACAAUCUAAAAUCUUUGCAGCUCCUCGGUUUGGAUAACACGGAUAUUGAGUCCCUGCCUCCAGCUAUUGUGGAACUUGACCAGCUCACGGAUUUAGAGUUGCCCAACAACAAAAGGCUAAAGUUCCUCCCGUGUGACAUCCAUAAGCUUGCCAAGUUAUCCUACUUGAACUUGUCAAGCUGUACAAAGAUUAAAUUUUUGCCAGAACUCCCACCCAGUCUUCUAACUCUGUGUGUAAGUGGCUGCACAUUGUUGCAAGCCUUACCAAGCAACGCAGACAAGCUGAGAUUCAAGGAUCUCUACUUUGAAGAUUGCCCACAAUUGGAUCCGGAUCUUCCUCAACAAGUAAUGCUUAAUUUCUAUGAUCUUGCAGCGUCGGAUCUACAUCCUAAGGGUGUUCUUCAACAUUCGGGGAGUGAACUUCCAACGUGGUUUGAUUACAAAAGCUCGAAUCAUGCAAGUGAUUCUUGUAUGAUGGUGCAAUUCACUCUUCCAAACUGCACUACGGAGCGGCGAAUCAAGGGGAUUGCAUUUGGCCUUGUGUGUUCUUUAGAUAUUGGAGAAGUCGAUAUAUCUGUCACUUGCGAUUGCAACAUCGGCAACAUUGCCGCUGCUGCAUCUUGGUGUUCUCCCAGUUUUGGUUUUGGUCAGGACUCCCAAUCAGACAACGUAUAUAUAUGGUAUGACAAGAACCUGUUAGGUGAGACCAAGAAAGGAGUGAUACUUAUACGAGAGGAAGCAGACCCUUGGUAUGAGCGAUAUGCUGGCCUCCAGGGUUCCUUCAGAUUUUCCCUUCAACCAAGUAUUGGACAAGAUCCAGAGAAAUUAAGGAGAAUCAAAAUCAAAAGUAUUGGCGUCUCUCUACUGUUAUCAGAGCAGAAGAAUGGAGCUCAAGGUAUGCUGGCAGUAUCGAAGAACAAGGGAAAGGAAGUGCAGGAAUGAAGAACAGAGAAUGCCUUUACUGUUAGCUAGCCGUUAGAAGUUACAGAAUCGUUAAGUGCCACGUGUAUAGGCACAGUUAAUUUCUUUUUCAAAUUACAGUUUUACUCAUUUCCGUUUUUACUGUUCUGAACACUUGGUGGUAUAAACAGAAAACAGAGAGCAAGAUGCUUCUCUGAGUUUUCCCCUCCAAUCAUUCCAGCUGCUUAACCUAGCAGCUUCCGUUUUUACUGUUCUGAACACUUGGUGGU
Molecule: messenger RNA, 3921 nt
Organism: Linum tenue
Lineage: Eukaryota; Viridiplantae; Streptophyta; Magnoliopsida; Malpighiales; Linaceae
Source: the annotation of a GenBank genome assembly